Cynoglossus semilaevis (tongue sole) is the source of this 2335-nucleotide messenger RNA. It is a transcript of the gene naa80, whose product is annotated as N-alpha-acetyltransferase 80, NatH catalytic subunit. Bases 840 to 1802 code for a protein of 320 amino acids. Gene Ontology annotation, cellular component: cytoplasm. Gene Ontology annotation, molecular function: acetyl-CoA binding; N-acetyltransferase activity. The transcript is spliced from 2 exons. NCBI's taxonomy places the organism in Eukaryota, Metazoa, Chordata, Actinopteri, Pleuronectiformes, Cynoglossidae. The record is from RefSeq and is a predicted model, not a curated record. Gene Ontology annotation, biological process: protein acetylation.
ACAUUUAUGUUGAAUUGGUAAGUGGUCUGUAAGAAAACAUUAGGUUUUUACCAUCUACCUACUGGGAAAAACCACUAGUAUAAACUACUACAUCUGGAAUUGAUUGACAACCCUCCUGAUAUAUGACAACUGCACUAAUCACCGAGCUGCAGCUGCACUAUUACUGUUGACACUGUAGAACACUUGUUAUUUAAAACCAUGAAAUAGUAAGGCUGAUGUGGAGCAGCAAUGGUCAAUGUUUUCUCUGGGUAAGAACACCUAGCAGCAUUGUUUUACAUCAGAGUAUUUAUUGUAUGGAUUUUUCGUGUUUACUGGAUCACACAACAUUUAAUGUUUUGUUUAAUAUUUGUAAAAAUGAAAGAUUUAAGUAUAAAAUCACUUUGUUUUUUUUAUUUUUUCAUUUUAGUUUUAAAGGUAAAAGCUGACGUUACUAUUGUUUCUUUUUAUUUGAAGGAUAUUCAAAAGACUACUCUGUCCACAUAAAAUAAGUAUGUACCUCAGAGACAUGGCUAUGAUUAAAGGUCUUUCAGAUUUAUGUCAAUAUAUUCACUACUUUUGUUUUUGAAUAUAAAUAUACACAUUGUUUGUAUUAUGCAACCUCCAUACACUAGAUGGCGAACGAGUUUUGUGACCACUGAGUUUACUGCAGCAUUUCCUGUUUCAGAGAGUUCAGUAGUUGCCGCUUAUAAGAAACUGAUUCUGGAUCUGAUUUUACCGGCAGCAAUUUGCUACGACAGAUCUUGGUAGAUGAUGAAUCCAACUGACACAAGGUCAGCGGUCACAUACACCUACGAGAGGAGGGCAGGAACUCAUUGAGUCGAGCCGCCCGACCAAGCAGCAUGUCUGAGACAAUAACAUCAUCAGUGUCCAAACCACUGUCUGAAGAGGAGUUACAUGUUGGUCUAAGCAACGUCACUCUGUCAGAGACUCAGAAACACAAUGAUGAAAAGAAUCCAGACACGAACUCUGACCAACCAGGGAGAAUCCAUGUGGUUCCGAUCCACCGACGUCCAGAUCUUCUGGUCCCCUGUGCUGACCUGGUCAACUCUGAGUGGCAGAGGAGUCCAGCUGCUCGGAUUCACACUCUGCAGAAGUCCUGUCCAGAGUUUCCAAUCUCCUUGGUUCUUCUACAGGGUCGCAAAGAGAAGGAGCGGGUGCUCGGCCACGUCAGGCUCUCCAGGGUCGUGGGUCACGGCAACAGCCUCUUUGUCGAGUCGGUGGUUGUGACCAAAGUGGAGCGAGGGAAGGGCUACGGACGGACAUUGAUGGAGGAAACGGAGCAGUACGCAAGGAGUCGAGGGUUCAAGCGCCUGUGUCUCACCACCCAUGAUAAACAGCACUUCUACGCCCACCUGGGCUACGUCCUGUCCACACCGGUGCAGAAUGCAGGUUCCAUGACAACAUUUAUGCCCAUGGAGAUGCUGCUGAAGUUCUCCAGGAUGACAAAUGAAGAAAUGAGCAACCAGAAACCAUCGAGGACACUGACGGAUGCUCAAAUACCACCAGACAGUGCUCCUUCUUCAAUCCCUGCUCCUCCGCCACCACCUCCUCCUCUUCCACCUUUUUCUAAAUGCAUACCACCUAUUGCCCCAACCUUUUCAACCACUGCUUCUUGUCCACCACCACCACCACCUCCUCUUCCUUCUUCUAAUUACAGAACUUCUACUACCUUCACCACUCCUCAUCCUCCUCCACCACCUCCACCUCAGUCUAAAGGGCAGCUUGUAGUUCAGACCCUGACUGAAACUCCCUACAGAGACGCCAAAGGAGUUCCAAUCUUCUGGAUGCACAAAGACAUUUGAUGGACAUUAUAUUACAGACAUUUGAAAAUGCAGAGAAGGAAAAAGACCUCUACAUUUCCUGCUAUAUUUUUGGAUUACAACACGACAGAAAUGGACAUGGACGGAAAUAAAGAAAAUUAACACUUGACAUUGUGAACAGUAACUGUAACUUUUCAGGAAACUCUUAUUCUAUAUUUCACUGUGAAUGCUAUUUUGGCAAAAGGUCAACAUGAAAUAGAAUACUAUUUUUUUUAAAUAAAUAUAUUUUAUCACUGUAGAUAUUUAAACAGGACAAUUUGUCCCUGUAAUGUUAGCUCAUCUGGAGCUGAGACUCUGUUCAGCUUGAAAGUUAGUUUUGACCUCAGAAGAUCACGAAAAAUAACUUGAAGAUUAUUGAAGCUGCUUUGCACCAUUAUGUGCUGAACUUAAUUUUCUUUUGUUGUUGUUGUUACAUCAAAAUAUUAAAGGUAAAUAUUGAAGGUGCUACUGUUGAACAACAAGAUUUUUGGUUUUUGAAAUUUUCUGGAAAUAAAUGUAUUUCUGUUACAUUUUAC